Molecule: messenger RNA, 624 nt
Organism: Aspergillus affinis
Lineage: Eukaryota; Fungi; Ascomycota; Eurotiomycetes; Eurotiales; Aspergillaceae
Exons: 2
Coding region: 1-624 (207 amino acids)
Source: RefSeq, a predicted model, not a curated record
AUGCCACUAUUCCCCGAAGGAACGGGGCUGCAACCGGAGAUGAAUGUCCCAACUGAUUCAGCUGCGCCGACAACAACUGCGCCUCUCUCACGCGAGACGCAGGUGAAGAAUCGGCGCAAACGAUAUUUAGACGCGCAUCCCGAGUAUUUCUCAGCUGAUCUCGAGCUUGCUGACCCGUUGCUGUACGAUCGCCUAAUCCGCCGUUUCCAGACUCCGGCCGAAAGAGAAGCCGAAGGACGCGCCAAAGGGUUCUCCGGCGUGCUCCAAGCGGAUCUGUGUCGCUCGGAGGCCAAGUUCGAUGCCCUUUCACAUCCAGACCCUCAGGCCUUGUUCAGCUAUACGCGCGGACCCAACGGAGAGAUUCUUGCGGAAGAGCGGGACGAGAUUCCGCCGAGUAAAGAAGAGGGGGAGAAACUGUGGCGAUGGGAAAUGACAUUGCGCUUUAUUCGCGGAGAAGAUGAAGACUUUGACUAUCCGAAUGUCGACGACAAUGACGAGUAUGACGAUUGGAAUGAGGAGCAGGAGCGAUACUUCGAGGACGAGGAACCGGAUUGGAUGGUGGACCAGGCCAAUGGAGAUGUCAGGUCCCAGCUGCAAGGAGAAACGGGCAUCCAGGAUUUCUAA